Molecule: messenger RNA, 11265 nt
Organism: Zalophus californianus (California sea lion)
Lineage: Eukaryota; Metazoa; Chordata; Mammalia; Carnivora; Otariidae
Gene: CPLANE1
Product: ciliogenesis and planar polarity effector 1
Exons: 55
Coding region: 262-10152 (3296 amino acids)
Biological process (GO): cilium assembly
Cellular component (GO): ciliary transition zone
Source: RefSeq, a predicted model, not a curated record
UCCUGCCCGCGCUCCCGGCCCGCUGCGAGCAGGCGCCCUGGCCGCGUCGGCGUCUUCUUUCCAGCCCUCCGCCGCCGCCAAGGCACAGGCUCGCGUCUGGUCUGGGCGAACGGCCGGGCCCUUGGCGGGCGCCCUUCCCCCUCCUCGCCACGCUGCCGGUUUCGCCCUCCGCCCCGCCGCGCCUUCCCCGCCUCGGACGGGCGGGGCCCCAGCCGAGCAUCUGGUGGACUGUUUUUACUUAAUUGGUCAUUGUUAACAAGCAUGGAGAUAAGAUUAGAAGUUUUAACCUCAACAAGCAUCAAGCAGAAAAAGCCCUGGCCACGAGUCUCCUGGUUGGGACAGGAAAAUGAAGCUGUUUUUCUUUUGGAUGACAAAUUCAUAAAUGAAAUUAAUUUGCUGUCAGGAAGAACAAAGAAGAAAAUUCCUUGUCUGCAGCCCUUACUGAAGGAUGUUAUUGUCCUAACAACAUCCAGUAAUGAUGCCUGGCUGGCUGGGGUACUCACUACAGGGGAGCUUUUUCUUUGGAACAAAGAUCAAGAUUGCUUGAAAACUAUACAGACAACUGAAGAGCCUAAGAAAAUGAUUCAAGCUGCAGUAGCAAGCUCUUUGAGACUGUACUUGUAUGUAUCUGGAAAUGGGAAAAGAGUUCUGCUUAUAACUCCUGGAUGCAUAUUUCUUUGGGAAUAUUUGGAAUUCAAGAAUAUCUUCUCUUCUAAAAGCCCUUCAUUAGUAGGCCAAUGGUCCCAGAUCAUACCUGAAGAAGCAGUUCAUUUGCCUUCUAAUGAAGAUAAAGAAGCUGUAGUGCACGCUGUUUUUAUAAAAAAUGAGUUAUUUGGAGAUUGCUGCUUGUGUUCGUUUACUUUUUAUUCUGGAGAGUGUCUGAAGUUGACAUUUCUAGCAAUUCGGUGGCAUGAAAAUGUAUUUACACCUAUAAGAUCAUUGCCAUACCAUGUUCAUUGGGCACAACAAAACUGCAUUCUGUGCAGUCUGGUUCCUAAAUGUGAAUCAGUAAAGUCAAGAGGAGCUCUACUUUCUGCCUUUUCAAGAGAUGGUGUUACCCUGGCAGUAACUCUUAAUCAGAAAGACCCAAAGGCAACUCAGGUAUUGUUUAUAAACACACUGAAUUUUGUUACUCUCUGUGGUAGCCUGAGAGGAUGUAGUAACAAGAAUCCUGUGGUCCCAGCUACACUUACUAGGUCCUACUGGGUAGGUGAUAUCAGCUGGACUCAUGAUAGUCUUUUUCUGGCUUGUAUGUUAAAACGUGGCUCCCUGGUUUUAUUGACCUGUCAAGGUGAAUUGGUAACGUUAAUUACAUUUGGCUGCUCCAUAGAAUUUGGGCCAGCAGAAUUUAUUCCUUUUCACCCACUAAUAACAUAUAGACCUCAGCAGUUUACAUUUCAAGAUUCAAAUAAUUCUGUAGAUUCAUCAGCUUCUGAUAGUGACCCUAUGAGACAGAGAUUUUCUAUAAAAGCACACUCACGGUUACCCUACCUCAUUAUUUCUGAUGGAUACAUGGUCACAACCCUCCGAUUUGUUGAUAACCUGUCUCCAUCAGUGCUCAUGAGAUCCCUUCUACUUGAUUCAACCCAGAGGCUUGAGAAAACAUACCAAAGUAUGAUACUGUCUAAGCCAAAAGGCAAAGGGCUGAACUUGCGAUCACUGGAUUCCCUGAGAUGUAGCCUGUUAAAACACCAAGGAAAUCAAAGUUUAGCUGAUUCUGCUGUCCCCAGAUUCUUACAGGCAGAAGAAACAAUGAAGUUAAAUGAAAAAACAACAGAUUUCCAGGAUUUUGAAGCAGAAGAAACUAAUGAAGGCAAACACUUUCCAGACAACUUAUUCUCACUUUGGAACCAAAAAAAUGAUCCACUGUUCAGUAGUGUCAAGGAGGGAAGAUUGGAAUUUGCGUCUAUGUUUGAUACAAUACAUGCAAAGGAUAAUAUCAAGGAGACAGAUAAAACCAUUACAGAACUGCAUUCUGUCCAGAAAAAUCUCCUUGCAGCAUGGGCUAUCGGAAUUUCAAAAAAUGUGACAGAAAAAAAUGUAAUGUUAAAUUACACAGUUGUUUGUAUCACUCAUUUUUUCUACAUUCUUCAAUUUAUAAAAUAUCCUUUCCCCAAACUAGAUCCUUUUUUAAGCAAGAGCACAAGACAAAAUGCAUGGGUACUUUGUAUCUUUCAACUUUUUCAUCAGUGUUUAUCAAUGCAGUAUUGGGAUAUGAGAUACAAACAAGAUGUGGGACAUUUGGUAAAGCUGACCUCAAAUACUAUAAAGCUUUUGCUGACUCAGCAACAACAGGGUCAUUUAUUUUCAGAGAAGCUUUUGGCUUGUUUUCAUUUACUUAAAAUGGUAGCUGAUAAUUUAAAUGGCAUAUACAUUCUUCAACCUGAAGUUAUUUCAGCAUCUAUUGAUGGAAGUAGAAUAGCAGAUCAAGACAAAUUGGUGGUACCCAUUUUUCAAAUGUUUCAAGAUAGUGAUUCUCAGGAAAACUGGUCUUGGGACUCAUCUUUCAAGAUUCAUCCUCCAGCAGUAAAUGUUGCUCAGCGACCAGGACACAGAUUGAUCGUUCUCUGGAGAGUGUUGUACAAAAAAACCGUAUGGUAUCAAACACAAUUAAGUCGAAGACUUCCUGAAGGUGACAGACAGUUAACUGAAAAAAUGACACAGGAAGCAUCUACUGUCAAGGCUCUGUUAUGUCAUAUACAGGCUAACCUACAGACUGCUGGAGUUCACUUGAACCAAGCCUUAGAACUUAAAUCUAUCAAUGGUGAAGAGUGUUUCCUGUUAGGAUCAUAUGAAAAAUCUGUUCAACUGUGGAGGAAAGCUCUACAAGAAUCUCAAGAGAAAGGAGGAAGAAGAACAUGUUUUCUUCAGAUACGCUAUUAUCUUUCUCUUUUAUACUGCUACCUCUAUAGCUAUAACUUAAAUGAUGCUCAAGGAUUGUGUGAUCACCUAGUAAGAGAAAUUUUGAGGUUGUCCCAUCUACCUGUAAAAGAAAAUGAGGAUUAUUCAGUUCCUGAGAAGUCUCACUGUGAGUUUGGAAUGACUAGAAAUGUUCGUCCUGAGGCGGCAGUGAGGGUUAUCCAGUCCAUGGCUCGUUUCAUGGCCGCCUAUUUCGCCAAUCAGCUGCUUUACAUUUUGCCACCUCACAAUGUGAAUGUUCUUCCUCCCCUUCAUGUUAAAACAGAACAGUGCCUUCGACUUAUUCCUCUACAACACUCUGAAGUUGCCAGUGUUGUAAGAGAUCAGAAUCUUUCUGAUGUGUGGACAGUUGAAUAUGCCUUUGAAUUAUUACUUAUUGGUGGCCUGAUUCCAGAGGCUGUGUGGUUGGCACAUAAACUUGGAGACUGGAAGACAUCUCUUUCCAUUGGUGUGGGCUUCCAACUGUUCUGUAAACAUGAUAGAAAUUUCAUAAGGUCCAACAAAAAGGGUCUAAAUUUACCAAUAAAUUUGACUCCAGCACAAAUUUUCCGGGAAAAACUGCAGUGUUUUUUAGGUCGGCCAGCCUCUUUUGAAGCAAAAAAUGAAAUGGGCUCAAAAUACAAACAGUUCACAGAUCCCAUUGAAGAAGAAGAUGUAAAUCUGCUAUUUGGUUCAGUGCAAGAAGUACUGAAAGCAGCAGUUAUGGCUGAUGCAGAUAUUCUGUCAGAGACAUUUCAGCUUCUGGUAAAUUCCGCCAAGGACUUCAGUAGGAGGCUGCGGGGCUUAGUGCCGGUUGGCUUGUAUCUUCCGGCUCCUCCAUUGUAUUGUCCUCAGCCAGCCAUUCGCAGUGAAGAAGAUGGUGAUGAUCUUCUUUUAAAAGCUGAGAAAGAGAACCGCCAAAAGGUGUCUGGAAUCCUUCAGCGGGUCCUCUUGCUUUUCCGGGCAGCUCGGUGUUCUUUUCCUGUGGCACAGUGGUACAUCUUGCAGUUGAGAUGGGCGAGAAAAGUCAUGCAGAAGAUUCGAAUGAAAGGGUCCCUUCCUUCAUUGAGUCCUUUCCCUCAGUCAUUACUUAAUUAUUGUAAAGGAGGUGUAGCAUUCUUUCGACGUGGAGCAGCUGGAGACCACAAGCUUGAUGAAGUUUCCAUUAAAGCAAUAGGUUGCUUCAGAGAACUUUGUGCUUUGUGUUGGAUGCUACAUAUUCGUGAUAAGUUAUCCUACAGUUGCAGGCAGUAUCAGAAAGCAAGAGAAAAUGUGGAGGGAAAAAAGGACCUCGAAGUGGAGUUUGAUUCUUGUAUGGUUGAGCACUGCCUCAGUGCCGUGGAGUGGGCGUACAGAAUGCUGCCCUUCUCUCGGUUUUCUGAUAUUGAAGAACUUAUUCAGGAUCUAAUUUUGAGCCUUAUUGGAGAACUGCCACCAAUCAGAAAGGUAGCAGAAAUUUUUGUGAAAGCGUUUCCCAAUCCUGAAGACAUAAGGGUUCCUUUAAGAGAAAAAUAUCACUCUCUUCAGCAGAGACUCAGACACUGUGUUGUGAAAGGUCCCCAAACUGAGGAAAUGAUGUCUGUUAUUAUGCAUUCUAUUCAUAAAGUGAGAGCGAAAGCCCUAAAACGUGUGCAGAGAAAUAUAGGUUCUUUUGAGAUGAAUAUCUGGGAACCAGUUGAAGAAGAAAAACCAGCUGAGGUUCCAGGUUUUGAUAGGUUUUCCCUAGGAACUAGUUUGAGCAGGAGCACACUCACCGAACUGGGGAAUUCUCUAGUCCACAGUGAAGCAGAUGAUACAGCAGACACCUUCUCGGAAGCAUUGUCAGUUGAAGAAAAAAGUAGGAUAUGUGUCUAUCAAAGAGAUGCACCAAAUCAUGUGGAAUUAACAUUGAUUGAUAAGUCCAAUGAAAAAAAGAAGAUACGUAAUCAGAAAGAUAAUCUUGAAAGAAAAGAUCAUGAAAAGUUAUUACAAAAUGCACUUCCUGUAAUAGGUGUUUGGGAAUUUGAACGUGAUGAUGAUGAAUAUAUUAAAUUUCUUGAUCUCUUCUUGAGUUAUGUUCUUGAAAGAGACCUCCUUGAUUCCAAGGAUCCUGGCAUUCCAUUUCUAACCAGUUUUUCUGGACAUCUUAGAGAACACGAACUUAAUUCUUUACUUUUUGAUGUACAUACAACAUUAAAACGACGUCAAGGCAAAACCAAAAGCCAGAAUGUGUUUAGAGCUGGCUCCUGCUUUGUUGCUUCUGAGUCAUAUGAGUCUGAAAAAUCAGAAAACCAAGCACUUUCAGCUUCAGUACUGGUUACUCAAGAAAUCUGGCCAUUUUUAGAGAACCCUUUGAAUGAAGUCGAUAAAAAGGAAGGGACAAGUGGAUUGUUCGGUUUAAAACAAAAGUCAGUUUAUAGAAUACAAGAUGACAGUUCAGAGAAACCUGUAAUCCAGAGAUUGUCAAACCAUAUUUUUUGGACUCCCAAGUCCACCAAAACUAGAAGAUGUAUUUUUAAAGCAAUUCAAUGCAAUGAUGUUAACCCUCAAGAAGAUCUUCCUCUAGCACUAAACAGCACAUUUAGCAGUAUAAGAAGGCUGCUGGAAUGGAUGAUAAGGUGGUCUAAUAAAAGACUGCUCUGUGAUCCUAGUCUCACUGAGUCAUCCUGUGAAUAUAGUCCCGUCAUUCGUGUAAAGACCUCUACAGCUGCCGUUCUUACAUCAUUGUGGCUUUUGGAACAACCAUAUUUUGCUACAUGUAAGGCAAAAAAUGCCAUUUUUAAGGUGCUAGAGAAUCAUUACUCUCAGACUCAGAGUGGACCAAACAUUGAAAGUGAUUGCAAAACAGAUGCUGGAUGUUCUUUCAUAGUAUCCACUCAAGGUGGGACUGAGGAAAAAAAUGAUCAAAAUGAAUCUCAUCAAAGUAUCUUGAAUAGAAUGCCAACUGAAGCAUACAGUCUUGAAAUAAAAGAAACCAAAGAUGAGAUUAUUUCUGUUACUGAUGAUACUGAAAAAGAAUUUAUAGAUAUUGAUGAGGAUCUUUUAGAAGUAGAAACAUUUAACCAAGAGGAAAUGGAAAUAUACCUAUCAGACUAUGAAGAAGGUACCAAAGAGCCUGUUGGAAGUCUUAAAAGUUCCACUGUUGCCAUUAACAUGCAGACUUUACCACAACAUUUAGAACAUUCCACAGGAGAGGUUCAGUGUUCAAGGGAAGAACCAUUGAAGACAUGUAUGGAGAAAAAAUCAAGUGAACAGGAAGGUAUGAUCGAAGCCUUUUCAAAUCCUGAACACACUGUUCCUUACUCAUUUUGUGUAGAUAGAAGUUCAGAAAUUUCUAGUGCACAGAUCUCUGCAUUUAAAGAUAAAUCUUCCUCAGUUCCACCUUUCGUAUCAAAUGGAGUCAGUGUUGCUUCACAAACACCUGGGCCAACACUUCAGCAGACCCAGAGAAAUGAACCCAGGGCUCAAUUGCCAGAUUCUUCAGAUUCUGUUAGGCAGAUGCUCCAAGAUGAAAUGUUUAAAUUAGUUCAGCUGCAACAGAUCAACUUCAUGAGCCUAAUGCAAAUAGUAGGAUCAUCCUUUACUAACCUCCCAGAUAUACAUCAACUUCUACAGCAGCCUCAGCCUGUGCCUUUGGUGGGAAGUCGAGUAUCAAACCCCACAAGAGGGAGUAGUGAUGUUGAUGACACCAGUAGAAAUUUCAAGGACAGAUCUUUUAUUAAACCACAGUCCAUGGGCGAGUACACCACAGAGCCUGGCAAGAAGAGUCCACACGACCAUAAAGGAAUUGUGCAGUCUGAUCAGAAUAGUAAUGGAAACUUACAGAAUGUACCACAUGGGAGUGUUCCUUUAUGUCAGUUAGAAGGCCUGCCUCCCAACACAGGAUUGACUCCAGCAUCUCCAAGCUUCCCAGCCACUGCACUGUCUCCAGCUCCUGCUGGAAACACUCCCUUUCACCUUCUGUCUCCAUCUUCUGCCGUCCCGAAGACACCUAGACUCAUCCCAGCUGCAAAAACUUUCAGACCUGGGGAUGGUUUUCCUUUGCUUCAGUUUCAGGCUAAGCAUGAAUUUAAGUCCCUUUCCUUCCAUACAGGAAGAGUUCCGCAAGUUCCCUUCAGGCUCCUACCGCAGCCAAGAGAGGCAUGGGGAUUAUCGGAUUCCUUCCAGCCUCCUUUGCCACAGAGAACAGUGCACACCACUUCAGUGUCCCAUUUGAGUUUGAGCCACUAUAAUACUGAAGCCAUAAAAAAAGCAGUUGAGCAGAAGAAAUGGCCAUUAACUGUAAUUACAGAAAUACCUAAGCAUGUGAACUUGGAUCAGUAUGUUGGUCAAGAAAACUUUACACCUCAACAGGACUCUUCAGUAUUUAUAAAACCAGGGAAAAUACUUGAUGUUAAGCCAGGAUCCCUUGAGAUAUCUCCUCAGAAUUCCUUUGGACUUCCAUUAUUGCACCUGCAACUUAAACCUCCUUAUAUAUUUUCCUCUGCCUCAAGAGCGUCAGUAACAAUUCCUUCAAUACCUACCAGAACUGUAGCAGAAGAAAGAAAAUACCCAAGACUGUCAUUACUUCAUUCAUGCCUAUCCCCAGAAAACACGUACCAAAACCCACAACUUAUUCCACUUGAAAACCUCAUUGCAUUCAAACAAAGCCAAGAGAAACUAACACAUAAUUUAUUUGAACGAGGCGAUUCUGGACACCUUCAGCUUCUAAAUGUCAAAAUAGAACCAUCUGAAGUGAGACAAGGAAAGGACAGUAAAAAAAGACAAAGACGACGAGCUGAGAAAGAGCUGCAAGAAAAAAAAUCAGAGAAACUAAAGAGAAAACCAAGUGUGGCUUUCCAACCAGAGGGUUCCCUUGUGAAUGAUAAUGAUUCAGAAAUGGUUAUGAAACCCAAGGAGCAACAAGAACAUCUUGGUUCCCAGCCUUUGGAUGACUUCGAUAUUCCUUUUGAAAUGCUACAAGAUGAUAUUAAUACUUCAGCUGGAUUGCACUUCAUGGCCUCUGUGAGAAAGAAAGCUGUAGAACGUCAGGAUGCAAGUACAAAUACAGACCCAGAUAAAAAAGCUACUUCUCAGGAAGUUGUUUCUGAAUGUUGUAAAAAUCAACAAAUCAUUUCUUCCAUAUCAGAACAUGAACCUUUGAAUGUUCCUCAAAUUUUGGCUCCUGAUGUAUGUCUAAAUCUCAAACUUCCCACUGAAAUAUCAGAGAAACCUUUGUCACCUUCACCAUCUGAUCUGGUUGGACACACUUACAUAAAUGUGAUUGACAUUAAAGCUGAUGAUCUACAGGAAUUGCCUGUCAAAGAAGAGCUUUCAAAUGAUACUAUUAUCAAACAGCCAAGUGAUCAUCUGGAGGCCCCAUCUUCUGCAGAGUUACAUUAUAUGGCAGCUUCAGUUACAAAUGCUGUUCCCCUGCACAGUUUUAAGAGUGAAGAGUCUGCCAAUUCCACUAUGGAUUUAUUUUUUAAACCUGCGAAAGUGUCUCCAUCCUGUCUGGCUGGAAGAAGCUGGAGAGCAGGCAGUACAGAUGUGAAGGAGCCUGGGAUCGCUUCCCCUAUACCAUCAGAAAUACGGCAGGAUGAAGAUAUGCUGAAGCCAGAUUUUCAAUUCAAAGAACAGAGCUCAAAGUCAGCUGCUGCAGAGGAUGAUUCGCUGUGGAAGCAACUGCAGGAUGUGUCUGCCACUCGUCCUGCGCAGAGCUCUGCAGCUCGCCGGCUCGAGCAUCUCACCUCUAAGCUUCAGGAAAUUGAUGCACAGCUGUUAGCAAUACAGAACAUUGCUGAAAACAUAGAGCAGGAUUGCCCCAGAUACAAAAUGCUAGAUCGACAUUGUGAUAAGGUUGAACCUGAAGAUCACAUUGAAUUGUCUUCUGGUCCUGAAUCUGAAAAACCAUUGGCUUCAAAAGCCAUUGGCAUUUCCGAAGUAUGUUUCCUGACUCAUAUGAAUAAGGAGGCUCAAAGUGACCAAGAGGAGACUUCAGAAGCUGAAUUUUCAGUAACAGAAACUCAUUCUAGUCAAAAAACCCAUGUGUUUCCUUCUGCUGAUUCGGCUCUCAGCCUUUUCAGUGACCAGAAUACAACUUCUCCUGGUGUGAAUAACAGUGAUGAGUUAUUUGAGAGCAUUUCAGUAGAUCCACUCCAGAUGACUGGAUUAACUGAUAUUGCAGACAUUAUUGAGGACCUUAUAACAAAAGAUGGUGUUUCCAGUGAGGAGCUUGGUUUAACAGAACAACAAGCUAAGAAUAUCUCCAGAAUUCAGCAUUCUUCUGGUAGACGAACACAGAGAACUGAGAAGGAAAGAAGAGAAAUUCAGGUGUGGAUGAAAAGAAAACGCAAGGAAAGAAUGGCAGAGUACUUAAACCAGCUGGCGGAGAAGAGGGGGCAAGAACAUGACCCUUUCUGCCCGAGGAGCAAUCCAUUUUACAUGACUUCACGGGAAAUCAGGCUGAGACAGAAGAUGAAGAACGAGAAGGACAGAUUGCUACUGUCUGACCACUAUAGUCGGCGGCUCUCACAAGCAUAUAGCCUGAUGAAUGAACUGCUAUCCGAAUCGGUACAGCCACCAACAACCGCCCAGAAAGCCUUGCCUAACAAACCCAGGGCUGCUCACGCUUCCCGAGGGCAACACUCUCUUUCUCCAAGACGAGAGAAUCAGUAUGGUCACAAUAUUCCAAUAAAUCAGCCUGGAAAAUUCAAAUAUAUAUCCAGACCAAGUUACAUCCGAAAGGGGAAACCUCAAGGCCCUCCUUGGUCACGUGGAACUGCUACUUCUGCCAUACAGAAUAAAGGUGCUGGAGCCAAAGCGGCAGUAAAAGCGGCUGUCCCAUCUCCAGUUACCUUCCAAAAAGAUUGGCUAUCCCGAACAAAUCCUAGAGAAAUGUACUCCGAUCUGAAGAGAAGAAAAUUACAAGGCCAUCACUGCAGGAAGCAAGGUUCUGGUGCUCCAUGUCGUCUGCAGUGUACAAAAAAUCACAUUAGUGCUGAGCUUUCACCUCGAUCAAAGCAGAUGUGUAUAGAGUAUGAGAGAGAGGAGACCAUGGUGAGUCCCUGGAUGGUACCUUCACACAUCCGAACAAUUCUUCACGAGAGUCAUAGUUCCCUUUUACAAGACUUGUCAGCAGCUGAAGAAGAGCUAGAGCCUCCUUUCCGUGGCACGGACGGCAUGUCUGAGAGCACCGGCAGCAUCCUCAGCAAGCUUGACUGGAAUGCUGUUGAAGACAUGGUGGCCAGCGUGGAGGACAAGAGUCUGUCUGUCCACUGGGCCUUGGACCUGUAAGACCCGAGAAUCAUUCUGUUGCCAAAGGCCGGCGCUUCAGUGACAGUAGUUCUGAAAGAUUGGUGUGUUUGAAAGAGAGAAGCAGUGAAGGAAGCAAUGUGAAUAUACACCUGCAGCCAUAUUAUUACCCAGCUUAGCCAUUUCAAGAGGGAAAAUAAACACUUCUCAAUAAUAUUGACUUCAUGGGUAAAGGGUUGUUUAACUAUAGAUCUGUUAUAUGCUUUGGCAUUUGAUCUGUCUUUAGACACAAUUUUUUAAAUGAUGAAAAAAUGAAAAGUACCUUUCAAGUCAAGUUUACAUAAUAUUUAAGUUACUUUCAAUAAAAAUCUUCUGUUUCGUCUCCUUCUUUACUACCCCCUGAGUUUUGAGAAACAACCUUAUAUGGAUAAACCUGAUGGAAAAAUUGAGAAGAAAGUCACAGUCUCACCCUGAGAUUCGAUAAUGACCUCCAUUUUAGAACACAGCCUAAAAUUCACCUGGGCCAGCCUGGCCCCUGAGUGAAAAGAAACCAACCAACUUCCACCUGUCCUGUGCCCUGCAGCCUGCGAAGCCUUGAAGAACAAACCAGGGAAGAACGCUUUGAAUGGGAAAUAAAUAGGACUCCUGACUCCAGAAGGCUCAUGUUAACUUUGUAAAGACCAUGGUGCCGAAACCUGGGUAGUUUCUAGUGUUGCCCCCAAAUAAUGUCAUCAUUUUGGAGAUAAUUUUAAUGAGAAGAAACUAAAAACCUUCACUCAUUUGUCAAUUUUUAGUGUAGUAUCAAUACUAUUGUCUGAAAAAGCUAUUAAAUAUGCCUCCUUUUCCAACUACAUACCUGUGUGGGGCCAGAUUGUUUUCAUGUCCUUCAGCCAGAACAACAUCCUGCAACAGGCUGAGCGCAGAAGCACUAUGAGAAUUCCGCCAUUCAGGAGAUUUGUAAGACUAUAGAACAGUGCCACUUCUAAGUUUUGUUUUGGAAAAGUUACUUUUGUAAAUAUGUGUUAUAAACAUUGAAUGGGAGGUGCCUGGGUGGCUCAGUUGGUUAAGUGUUCCAACUCUUGAUUUUGACUCAGGUCAUGAUCUUAGGGUCGUGAGAUCGAGCCCCAUGUUGGACUCCCCAGCUGGGCAUGGAGU